GCUCUCAGUCCGGGUGGCGGUUGCCUAGGCAACUCCACGAACAGCCCAGCUUCUCCCCUCCUCUCCCCCCUCCCCACCUUCGGAACUGGGGGUGUGUGUGGAGGGUGUGCAGCGUGUGGGGGUGAAUUUAAAGAGGCACCGCCCCUUUUAAAAUUAGGUGCUUGAAGGGCGGUGCCUGUGCAGGCUGGGGCGGACGCCAGGUCUGUUUUCGAAGGGACUCUCCCCCCACCAUCCCCCCCCCAGUUCCUGCCGCGGGUGUCCCGCCUGGCCCGCUGUCCUAGGGAGGGGUUUCCCCUGCGCUUCCUCUUGCACUUCCCACUCCAUUUCCGGGGGGCGGGAGGAAGAUUGGGGAAGUGGGUUAGUCCCCUGGGCAAUGGCUGUCCUGGGUCAGGGACCCUUAGCUUCUGCCCAGGGAGGGUCACCCUGUGGCCACCACCCCUCCCCCUCCGCUUCCCGGUGCUUACCCCUUCCGGACCAGACUCCCACCCCGCCUCUCCCCGCUUCUUACUCGGCGGCCACGGCCUUGGAGCUGACGUCAGCCCUGCAUCCCCCAGGCCUCGGGCCAGCGGCCAGGAGCUGCCUCCCCCAGCCCCCGUCCCGCGGCCCCCAGCCGCCCCCAACCCCGCCCCACGGGCCCGGCGCCAUGAGUGAGCUGGAGCAACUGAGACAGGAGGCUGAGCAGCUCCGGAACCAGAUCCGGGAUGCCCGGAAAGCAUGUGGGGAUUCAACACUGACCCAGAUCACGGCUGGGCUGGACCCAGUGGGGAGGAUCCAGAUGAGGACACGGAGGACCCUCCGUGGGCACUUGGCCAAAAUCUACGCCAUGCACUGGGGGACAGACUCAAGGCUGCUGGUCAGCGCCUCCCAGGAUGGGAAGCUCAUCAUCUGGGACAGCUAUACCACCAACAAGGUCCAUGCCAUCCCGCUGCGCUCCUCCUGGGUCAUGACCUGUGCCUAUGCACCCUCAGGGAACUUUGUGGCCUGUGGGGGCUUGGACAACAUCUGCUCCAUCUACAGCCUCAAGACCCGUGAGGGCAAUGUCCGGGUCAGCCGGGAGCUGCCUGGCCACACCGGGUACCUGUCAUGCUGCCGCUUCCUGGAUGACAACCAGAUCAUCACCAGCUCUGGGGAUACCACCUGCGCCCUGUGGGACAUUGAGACAGGUCAGCAGACCGUGGGCUUUGCUGGACACAGUGGGGACGUGAUGUCACUGUCACUGGCCCCCGAUGGCCGCACCUUUGUGUCAGGGGCCUGUGACGCCUCUAUCAAGCUGUGGGAUGUGCGGGAUUCCAUGUGCCGACAGACCUUCAUUGGCCACGAGUCUGACAUCAACGCCGUGGCUUUCUUCCCCAAUGGUUAUGCCUUCACCACGGGCUCCGACGAUGCCACGUGCCGCCUCUUUGACCUGCGAGCUGAUCAGGAGCUCCUCAUGUAUUCCCACGAUAACAUCAUCUGUGGCAUCACCUCUGUCGCCUUCUCGCGCAGUGGCCGGCUGCUGCUCGCCGGCUAUGAUGAUUUUAAUUGCAACAUCUGGGAUGCUAUGAAGGGUGAUCGUGCAGGUGUUCUCGCUGGCCACGACAACCGAGUGAGCUGUCUUGGAGUCACUGACGAUGGCAUGGCUGUGGCCACAGGCUCCUGGGACUCCUUCCUCAAGAUCUGGAACUAACUGCCCUGACCCCAGCUGGGCCCAGGCCUGGAGGGGCCUGCCCAUGCCCACACUACAGGCCGGGAGCUCUGCUCUGGGGCUGGGCAUGCUAUGAGCCUCCGUCCCUGGGCCACGGGUCCCUGCUCCCUCACCCAGGUUUGGUUCCUUCCGGGGCCCCCAUGGCAGAGGUGAAGAUGGGGGUGGGAUGGGGGAAGAGGAUGGGCAGAAAGCCCACAUCCUCUGGCUGCCCUGGGGUCAGGGCCUCGCCCCUCCGGAGGGCCUGAGGCAGGAGGUGGAAACCCCAGGGGCUGGCUUUUUUAAAACUGGUUUUAUUUUAAUUUUUAUUAUAUUUUCAGUUUUUCCAUAAAGGAACCAAUUCCAACUCUGUA
Molecule: messenger RNA, 2034 nt
Organism: Ochotona curzoniae (black-lipped pika)
Lineage: Eukaryota; Metazoa; Chordata; Mammalia; Lagomorpha; Ochotonidae
Gene: GNB2
Product: G protein subunit beta 2
Exons: 9
Coding region: 374-1666 (430 amino acids)
Biological process (GO): G protein-coupled receptor signaling pathway
Cellular component (GO): heterotrimeric G-protein complex; cytoplasm
Molecular function (GO): protein binding; signaling receptor complex adaptor activity
Source: RefSeq, a predicted model, not a curated record